CCGAACGUCGUCUUAAAGCCGCCCCGGGGCGAAGUGAACACACGUCACACGACGACUCCAGUCCAGUUACAGUAGUUAACACUAGUCGCAGUUUGGCCAGCCUGCGAGACGCGAACGGUUUAACCUCGCCUCCUUUACCGCGACGAGCCAGCGGGGCCAGCCAGCCAGCAGUGACGAGCGCGACAAACCAAUCGCCGCUCGCACACCACGACACACCCUUUCCAAUGCUCGUCUCGUUUAUUUUUGAGACAAUCCUGGCGAGGUAGUGGCUGAUAAAAAAAAAAAAAAAUUACGCUUUACGCGCUUGUCACACAAUUGUCGACGUCGGCCAAAUAAGAUUUUGAUGUUCGUCGGCCUAUAACCAAUUUAAAUUGCGACAGUAUGAGCAGCAGAUGGACUGUGCGCUAGACCUGAUGCGGAGACUGCCUCCGCAGCAAAUUGAAAAAAACCUCAGCGACCUGAUCGACCUGGUUCCUUCGCUAUGCGAGGAUCUACUGUCCUCCGUAGAUCAACCGUUAAAGAUUGCCAAGGACAAGGAGUCCGGCAAGGAUUAUCUGCUGUGCGACUACAACAGAGACGGGGAUUCGUACAGGUCUCCCUGGAGCAACACCUACGAUCCGCCGCUGGAGGAUGGCUCGAUGCCCUCCGAGCGGCUGAGGAAGCUGGAAAUCGACGCCAACCAUGCCUUUGAUCAGUAUCGGGAGCUCUAUUUCGAAGGUGGGGUCUCGUCGGUGUACUUGUGGGACUUGGAUCACGGCUUCGCGGCGGUGAUUCUCAUCAAGAAGGCCGGCGACGGCUCGAAAAAGAUCAAGGGAUGCUGGGACUCGAUACACGUGGUGGAGGUGCAGGAGAAAUCGACCGGCCGCACCGCUCACUAUAAACUCACGUCGACGGCCAUGCUGUGGCUGCAGACCAACAAGCACGGCUCCGGUACAAUGAAUCUGGGCGGCAGUCUGACGCGUCAGGUAGAACAGGACGCUCAGAUCAGCGAAACGUCCCCCCAUAUCGCGAACAUCGGCAGAAUGGUGGAGGACAUGGAGAACAAGAUUCGUAACACGUUAAACGAGAUCUACUUCGGCAAAACGAAGGACAUUGUGAACGGGCUGCGGUCGGUGCAAUCCCUGGCCGAUCAGAGACAGCAGGCCGCGCUCAGGCAGGAUCUCGCAGCGGCGCUGCAGAGGCGAAACGCCAACAAUUGAUCUUGCGAAGAGCAGGAGAGUUUCGAUUACGAUUACGAAUAGAUUUUUCAUGGUAUUUUUGGAUCCUUUCAAUCUUGCUUGGGAUCUUAACGAUUUUCAUAGACGUCUUUAUAUUUUUAGAAUCCGCGGAACUUUGGAUUCUUAAAAAAAAAGUUCUGAAUUUUUUGCGGCGGUCUUCGAGUUCUUUAUCCGAUAAGUCUUAUAUAUAUAAAAAAAAAAAGAAAUCUUGUUGGACUCUUGGGAAUUUUAAAUGCUGCGACCUGGGCCUUUUCCAGGUCUGUACCGUAUCUAUAGAAUUCGUAAAAAUCCUUGGAAUCAUUGUCUACACUAUUGAAGAAUGACACUUAUUAACUGUACUUUGUUGCCCUAAAGAGAUACGAAUCAAUCACGAACGCGUUGAUUAAACCUAAACAGUAUGAAAUACUUUGUUUAAUUUAGAAUGAAAUAGAGUUUAUUGUAAAUAUGCGGGAAAGGUGCAACGCGUUUUAGAACGGUAAAUUAGAUAAAGAACAAUGUAAAAUGCAAAAGAGAGUGAAUUAUAAUAUAGUUAAUGCUUAACUACGUAAAAGUUCGAAAAAAAGGGAUACAAUUAGCAAUUCUCUCUUUUGAUUUGUAUUAAGUUCCGACACAAACGAUGAUCGCAAAAGUGGUAAUAAAUUCAUAACAUUUUUGUAAAUGUUUGGAAAGUAUUAAUAUUCCGCUUAUACUGUUUAGGGUUAAAUUUAAAGGCGCGUAACUCAGCGCUGAAAACAAUAUUAAAAACGGUUUGCGUAAAAUUGAAUGAAAAAGAAAUGUAUCGUAUUGCAUUGUCAAGGAAUCUGUCCUCGCAAAUGGAAAAAUCUUUUGAAAACUGUGCACAUAAGAAUUACGUGAAUUCUCUUCAUUUGUAUUAAAAUCAUUUAGAUAACUAAUUUAGAAAGUGGCAAAGCUCAAAAUUUUUGUAAUUGUGUAACAUUUGGAUAUUGUGAAAAGGAUAACCUUAUCUACGUUAUUUAAUAUUAAAAUCUGAGGCAUAGCUGAUCUCUCCUCUCCGAGGGACAGUAUAUAAAACGAUUUAUUUACGCAAAAGUCCAAAAAGGAGCGGUUGCAUUUUGCAUUUGUUAAUAAUGAAUCCAUAUAUAAUGCGCAAAUAAAAGUUUUCAAAUUAAACUUUA
Molecule: messenger RNA, 2353 nt
Organism: Wasmannia auropunctata (little fire ant)
Lineage: Eukaryota; Metazoa; Arthropoda; Insecta; Hymenoptera; Formicidae
Gene: cpb
Product: F-actin-capping protein subunit beta
Exons: 4
Coding region: 393-1199 (268 amino acids)
Biological process (GO): actin cytoskeleton organization; barbed-end actin filament capping; negative regulation of filopodium assembly
Cellular component (GO): cytoplasm; F-actin capping protein complex
Molecular function (GO): actin filament binding
Source: RefSeq, a predicted model, not a curated record